GGCGGAGCAAGGAGGGAGGGAGAGGUAAAGGUCGGAGGGAGGGGGGCAGAGAUUUCGCUUCUGAAUGGCCAGAGAGACCAGGGAGGGCUUCUGAUGUGCGACAGCCUGCAAAAGCCUUGCAGGAGGAUCCCGGGAAGGUUUGCUCACGAUCGAAGGUAACCAAAGAGGUGGGAAAGGAGAUGGAAGAGGAGAACUUGGAAUAGGCAAGAGAUCCAGAAAAGGUCCCCAUCCCUCCAGGCAGGAAGUGGUGUUGAAUAUUCAGAAAGAGCUGCUCCAGAGAUCAUGGCUCAGGACACUAAGACCGCGGAUGUACGCAGCCAAUGGUUCAGGCAGUUCUGUUACCAGCAGGCCAGUGGGCCACAAGAGGUUUGCAGUCAGCUCCAUGGACUUUGCAACCUCUGGCUGGAGCCAGAGAGGCACAGCAAGGAGCAGAUCCUGGACCUGGUGAUUCUGGAGCAGUUCCUAACCAUCCUGCCUCAGGAAAUGCAGCGCUGGGUCAGAGGAUGUGGGCCAGAGACCUGUUCCCAGGCGGUGGCCCUGGCUGAAGAUUUCGUCCUGAGUCAAGCAGAGAAGAAGAGGCAGGCAGAACAGAUGCAAAGACCACCAGUGAAGAUGGAAGCAAAGUUCUCUGAGGCAGAAGGAGCUCCAUUGGAGGAAGAGCACAAGGAGGAGGCCCAGGAACAUUCCCAAGAUGUCCUCUCACAUGUUAUCAUGGCUCAGGACACUAAGACUGCAGAUGUACGCAGCCAGUGGUUCAGGCAGUUUCAUUACCAGAAGGCUGAUGGACCACAAGAGGUUUGCAGCCAGCUGCAUGGACUUUGUAACCACUGGCUGAAGCCGGAGAGGCACACCAAGAAGCAGAUCCUGGACCUGGUGAUCCUGGAGCAGUUCCUGGCCAUCCUGCCCCAGGAAAUGCAGUGCUGGGUCAGAGGGUGUGGGCCGGAGACCAGUUCCCAGGCAGUGGCCCUGGCCGAAGGUUUCCUCCUCAGUCAGGAAGAGAAGAAGCAGGCAGAGCAGAUAAGGGGACCAUCAGUGAAGAUGGAAGCAAAGUUUUCUGAGGCAGAAGGAGCUCUGUUGGAGGAAGGGCGCAGGGAGGAGGCUCAGGAAUGUUCCCAAGAUGUCCUCUCACAUGCCGAGGAUGUCAAAGAGACAACUGAGGAAUCUGAUGGGUUCUCAUUGAAAAGAGAUGAGGCAGAAGAGUCUGAAUGUAACUUCCGGAAUCAAGAGAGGCAGGAAGGAAACCAUGAAGAGGAGAGGAGGGAAAAAGCCAUUCCUUGCCAAGAAGGGGAUUUCCAUAAAGUAAUUUACAUGGCGGAAGAAACAAACAAAUGCUUGGACUGGAGACUGAAUUUCUCAGAUCAAACUCAACAUGAUCUCGAUUUGCAAAAGCACCCUGAGAAGAAGGCCCAUAAGUGCUUGCAGUGUGGAAAGAGCUUCCUUUGUGGAGAAGAGCUCAUGAAACACCAAAGGAUUCAUAUAAAAGAGAAAGUGUAUAGCUGCUCAGACUGUGGCAAAGGUUUUUCAGAGAAAUCAAGCCUUGUUCAACACCAGAGAGAGAGUUCCCACCAUUCAGGAGGGGAGUCAUUUAUCUGCUCAGAGAGUGGAAAGAAGUUCUCAGAUUGGAAGGCACAUAAAUGCUUUCCAUGUGGAAAGUAUUUCAACUGCAGAUCACAGCUCCUUUUGCACCAAAGAACCCACACGGGGGAGAAACCUUUUGAAUGCUUAGAGUGUGGGAAGAGAUUCAGUCACAGUGUCAGCCUUCAAGAGCAUCGAAGAAUCCACACAGGGGAGAAACCUUUUGAAUGCUCUGAGUGUGGAAAGAGAUUCAGACACAAUAUCAGCCUUCAGCGGCAUCUAAGAAGCCACAGAGGCGAAAAACCUUUUGAAUGCUCAGAAUGUGGAAAGAGAUUCAGUCAGAGUGUCAGUCUUCAACAGCACGAAAUAAUCCACACAGGGGAGAAACCUUUUGAGUGCUCAGAGUGUAAAAAGAAAUUCAGUUGGAGUGGCAGCCUUCAGCGGCAUUUAGGAACCCACACAGGGGAAAAGCCUUUUGAAUGCUCAGAGUGUGGAAAGAGAUUCAGUCAGCGUGGCAAUCUUCAAAGACAUCUAAGAACCCACACAGGGGAGAAACCUUCUGAGUUCUCAGAGUGUGGGAAGAGAGUCAGACAGAGUAGCAGCCUUCAACGGCAUCUAAAAGGCCACACAGGCGAGAAAUCUUUUGAAUGCUCGGAAUGUGGAAAGAGAUUUCAGUGCAGGGUCUAUCUUCAAAGGCAUCAAAAAACCCACACAGGGGAGAAACCUUUCAAAUGCUCAGAGUGUGGGAAGAGCUUUAAAGGCCAUCUUCAAAGGCAUCUAAGAACCCAUGCAAGGGAGAAUCCAGUGAUGCCCUUGGUCCCAGACUUGUCAGCUGGAAACGUCUUCAACGGCAUCUAAAAAGCCACACAGGAGAGAAAUCUUGUGGGAAGGAAAGGAACAAAAACAACUGUGCACACGAACAGUAGAAAAAUAAACUUGUUUACAAAUUUGA
This is a messenger RNA of Heteronotia binoei (common prickly gecko), 2527 nucleotides long. RefSeq names its product gastrula zinc finger protein XlCGF57.1-like. The record is from RefSeq and is a predicted model, not a curated record. NCBI's taxonomy places the organism in Eukaryota, Metazoa, Chordata, Lepidosauria, Squamata, Gekkonidae. Bases 283 to 2433 code for a protein of 716 amino acids. The transcript is spliced from 6 exons. Gene Ontology annotation, biological process: regulation of DNA-templated transcription. Gene Ontology annotation, molecular function: DNA-binding transcription factor activity, RNA polymerase II-specific; RNA polymerase II cis-regulatory region sequence-specific DNA binding.